AUGACGGAACACAACAUUGUUGUCUUUGCGGGCGACCACUGUGGCCCAGAGGUCAUCAAGGCGGUUGAGGACAACAGCCCGACUGCUGGCAAAUUCAACUUAAAUCACCUGCUGCUCGGAGGAUGUUCUAUCGACAAGACCGGCUCCCCUCUUACAGACGAGGCCCUCGCCGCCGCUAAAGCCUCCGACGCUGUGCUCCUCGGUGCCAUUGGCGGCCCUGAAUGGGGCACUGGCACCGUUCGCCCGGAGCAGGGCCUCCUCAAGCUACGCAGUGAGAUGUGCGCCUAUGGAAACCUCCGUCCCUGCUUCUUCGCGUCCGAUGCCCUUGUUGAGACCUCCCCCCUAAAGGCGGAAGUUUGCCGUGGCGUCGACAUGAUGCUUGUCCGAGAGUUAACCUCGGGCCUGUAUUUCGGAGAGCGAAAAGAGUACGAUGGAGUCAACGCGUUCGACACUACUGUUUAUACGAAGCCAGAAAUCGAGCGUAUCGCACGGCUGGGCGGCUACCUAGCCAAGACUAGGGGAGACUCGCGGGUCAUCUCGCUAGAUAAGGCAAAUGUGUUGGCGACGAGCAGACUCUGGCGUUCUGUGGUUGACGAGGUUUACAAAAACGAGUUCCCUGAUCUGAAGGUUGAGCAUCAGCUCAUUGACAGCGCGGCCAUGAUCAUGGUCAAGAACCCGAAGCAGCUCAAUGGCGUUAUGAUAGCGCCAAACUUGGCAGGAGAUAUUCUGAGCGACGAGGCGAGCGCUAUAACCGGCAGCAUUGGGCUCCUCCCAAGCGCGAGUCUCUGCGGAGUUCCGGAAGUGGGCUCCAAAGUGCUUUCUAUCUAUGAGCCUAUUCAUGGUAGCGCGCCGGACAUUUCAGGAAAGGGGAUUGUCAAUCCCAUUGGCACAAUCCUUUCCGUGGCUAUGAUGUUACGGUACUCGCUGAAUCUUCCCCACGAGGCCAAAGUCGUUGAGGAUGCGGUAAGCGCUGCCAUCGACGCCGGGCUUAGAACCAAGGAUAUGGGCGGCAGCACAGGCACCGCUGAAGCAGGAGAUGCCAUCGUUGCCGAGGUAGUCAAGAUUCUCAAGGCAUGA
Messenger RNA from Fusarium musae, 1077 nucleotides. RefSeq names its product 3-isopropylmalate dehydratase (gene LEU1). Gene Ontology annotation, molecular function: 3-isopropylmalate dehydrogenase activity. Bases 1 to 1077 code for a protein of 358 amino acids. The record is from RefSeq and is a predicted model, not a curated record. The transcript has 6 exons. Gene Ontology annotation, cellular component: cytosol. Gene Ontology annotation, biological process: L-leucine biosynthetic process. NCBI's taxonomy places the organism in Eukaryota, Fungi, Ascomycota, Sordariomycetes, Hypocreales, Nectriaceae.